AUGGAUUUUCUGUACCUGGUUUCCACACCAUCUGUCAACGUGUUCGCUGCUGCCACAACAACUCAAUCCAUCACUUCUUCUACAGCCAAAAUCACGGUCUUCGGUGCUGCCAGAGUGCAGCAUGAGGUUCGAAAUCAGGAUGCGUCUGAGGUUAAUGGUUCCAGUGGCUUGAUUCAACAGGGGUGUAAGGAAAUGAGUCCACCAGGUAAUAAGGUUGGGAGGAAGAGUUUGAAGAGGAAAACAAGAAGGAAGGUGAAACAAAACCUGCAGAGCCGUCAUGUGUCAUCAUCCCAUGAUACUUCUGUUGGCUCCAGUGUCCUAGAAGUUCAGUUGGAAGAGCCCUGUGGAAGCUUGGCUGCUCAAACACCACUCUCGGAAUGCAGCAUUAACAGCAAAACUGAAGGAGCUGGUGUCAUGAUCAAUCCAGUCGGCUUCCAUAAACCACAGAAGAAAAGAAGAGGCCAUGUUGUUGUUGCUCUGCCUUCUUCUGCAGCAAAGAAAGGUGUGUCUACCACGACAACAACUGGAACCACCGCAACAACUAGUUCGCGUCAACAAAUCGCUAAGGAAAACAGCUACUCCGUGUGGCAGAAGGUUCAAAGGAAUGAAUUGGAGGUACGUGAAUCUGAUGCGGUAAAGAUUGGUCAUGCGCGGAAAGAGGGUGCUUUUGUUAAAAGGAAUCAUGUAGAAGUGUCUAAGGUAAACACACCAUCCAGAGCAAAAGAUAGAAGGCAGCCAAAACACAAUGCUCCAAAGAAGUUGAAAAGGAGAAUUCUGCACUUGAAACGAGAUACAUGUAGCAAGUGUCGUGGCUUCAGAGCCUCAUCCCCCCACAAGUUUGGUCUUAAUGGUAAAAACAUGGUAAAAUGUGUUCCAAGGCUGUCUUAUAAGAACGAUUUCCCUGAAUGUGGGUUCCAGUCCCUUAUACUUGAGUAUGUCGAUCCCAAACCGGCAGAUCAUGAUUUGCAUGUUGCCAAAAAUGACGCAUCAGAGCUUGCCAAAACUAGCCAUGAUCCCGAGCAUAGUAUGACAGAGAACUUCACGGAGAGUCGGGAUGCCUCACUGUUGGAGUUGUGCAAUUCUUUGAAUCAAAAUGUACUUCAGGUGCAGGAGCACCCAGUUUCCACACCUCAAGCUUUGCCCAACAAUAAUGUUUACCACAUAACCAAAGAAGUUGAAACUACAUAUUUCAACAAGCAGAGCCAUGGCUCCUCUGGAUCUAUUCUGCAGAAGUGGAUACCCGUUGGGGUAAGGGAACCAGAGUUCACCAUGUCUGAUGAAUUGGAGAAGACGAAAGUUGCCACCAAUUCCCCAGAUCAAGUUUCUGAAGAUGACGACAUUUCUAAUAGAGAUGAAUCUGAUAAAAAGAUGGACAGUUCAUAUGAUUCUAGAUCAGAGCAAGUUAAUCAAGGUGUAGCUAGUACUUGCCUAGUAAUCUCACCUCGUCUUCAAGAGUUGACUACUUCUGAAGUUGUGGGUUUGGAGGGGAUAUUGAAAGCGGUACAUGAUACACUUGAGAUGCAAUUGGCAUCUGAAGCCAUAGAGGUAGCCACAGGCUGUCCAAUAGCCGAAUUUGAAAGACUUCUUCAUUCAUCUUCUCCGAGAUGCCAAAGCCGGUCACUCAACCAAGUUUGUCAGACACCACUUGGCAGAAACGAGACACCUAACAUUUCUCUCCAAUCUCUAUGGAAGUGGUACAAAAGGCACGGGAUAUGUGGGUUAGAAGUCAGAGCAGAAGAUCAUCGAAACUCAAAUAGAUUCGGCAUUGAUCAACUUUCAUUCCGUGCUUACUUUGUUCCCUUUCUAUCAGCAGUUCAACUGUUCAGGAAGAGCGAGGGGAAAGCUGAUACACAGACUAAUGACUCGGUCCAAUUUGUUCCUAAGACUUCAACCGGGCAUAAGGCAGAGCUCCUUUUUGAAUACUUUGAAUCAGAAAGACCUCAGAUAAGGCAACCACUAUAUGAGAAGAUACAUGAACUGGCCAGAGGUGAUGACCAUUCAGGGAGGAAAAUGUUUGGAGAUCCCUCUACUUUGGUCUCUAUGAAUUUACCAGAACUGCACAAAAAAUCAUGGUAUUCGGUGGCAUGGUAUCCGAUAUACAAGAUACCAGACGGCACCUUACGAGCUGCAUUCUUGACAUACCAUUCAUUUGGACAUUUGGUGGAAAGAAGACCCAAAUUUGGUUCUCGAACCAUGGUUUGCCCAGUUGUGGGUCUCCAGAGUUAUAAUGCUCAGGAGGAGUGCUGGUUUCAACCACGGCAUCAUGCCAUGGAUUGCCAGGCGACAGAAGAAGGCAUGUUGGAACCAAGCCAAGUCCUGAAGGAGAGGCUGAGAACACUUCAAGAGACGGCAAGUUGCAUGGCUAGAGCCUCAGUAAACAAAGGUGAUGAGAAGUUUGUGAAGAAUUGGCAUCCUGACUAUGAGUUUUUCCUCUCCAGGCAACUCUAGUUGAUGAGUUUGUGUUGAUUCAAGUGUUCCACAUACUAUUUUGGUGUGUGUUAAGUAGUGUAGAGGGGGAAAAGAGGCAAAUAAAGCCUCUCCUUCCUUAAAUAUUGAAGAAUGUUUCUUUUUCUUUGUUUAGAUUAAUACUAGUUGAUCAAAUUUC
This is a messenger RNA of Linum tenue, 2605 nucleotides long. The record is from the annotation of a GenBank genome assembly. NCBI's taxonomy places the organism in Eukaryota, Viridiplantae, Streptophyta, Magnoliopsida, Malpighiales, Linaceae.